AUGAACAACAGAAGGAGGGGCAGCGGAGCCCCAUACGAAGACCGAACGAAAGAACCUACAGAUAGUUCCUCCAGACAUACCCACUCAGAUAGUAAGGACAGAAAUGAUGCGAAGGAGAGGAAAAGCCAAGCCAGUAUUGAUAAUUUUGGAAGGAAAGUAUGGGACAAAGAUUAUUACAAAAAGAAAGCGGAAGAAAAAACAACAAAUGAGGAGGAUGAACUUAUUCUAAAAUUACUGCCUGAUCUGAAGAAGAGGAAAGUACCUUCUCCUCCACCUCCAUCUGAGAGGAAGCUCCUAGAGGGAAGGAAAGAAAUCCUAACACUUGAAAAAAAUUUAGGAAAAGUACAAAUAGUAACAGAAAAGACGGUAAAACAAGAGCAAGGAGGUUACUACUGUAAAAUUUGUGACUGUGUGUUGAAAGAUUCGCAAACUUAUUUGGACCACAUAAAUGGAAAGAAUCAUAAUCGAAUGCUUGGCUAUAGCAUGAAGGUGAAGAGAGUUGCCCUCAGCGAUGUUGUGAACAAACUGAACGUCCUGCGGGAUGCAAAGAGGAAGAAAUCGCAGGAGGAAGAAGUUCCUCUGGAUGACGAUCCAGAAAGGAGCGUCAAAAAGAGGCUCCUCGAUGUGCAACAAAUGGAAGACAUGAAAAUGCAACGGCGGAAGGAAAAGAAGCUACUUAAAAAGUUGGAGAAGCAGCGAAGGGCUGAGCAGGAAGAGGCAGAUGCACUGGAGGAAAACGAUGAUCAGGAGGAUGACGAAGAUGCUCAGUUAAGGAAGAUGGGUCUGCCCACCUCCUUCGCGUGA
Messenger RNA from Plasmodium coatneyi, 804 nucleotides. RefSeq lists its product as uncharacterized. The transcript has a single exon. The coding region runs from base 1 to 804 and encodes 267 amino acids. NCBI's taxonomy places the organism in Eukaryota, Apicomplexa, Aconoidasida, Haemosporida, Plasmodiidae. Gene Ontology annotation, molecular function: zinc ion binding; nucleic acid binding. The record is from RefSeq and is a predicted model, not a curated record. Gene Ontology annotation, cellular component: U4/U6 x U5 tri-snRNP complex; spliceosomal complex. Gene Ontology annotation, biological process: mRNA splicing, via spliceosome.